UCUCGGAGCAGUCACGCCUAGACUCGUUCGAAAAGCGAAACCGAAUUCAUUCCAUGGCGAAGUACGAAGACUGAUGCUCUUGUCGUGAACUCCUUUUGCAAACGGGCUAUGUUGCUUAUUUAACCGGAUAUUGUUAUACGAAAAGACCUUUAGGAUUAAGUGAUCGAAAUUAAUAAAGUGGUGAUAAGUGUACGACUAUGAAAUAACAGUGCUACCGAGUAAUAUUGUGAAGUGGUGCAACAGUGUUACAAAAAGUUCAAAAAGCCAUUUUACCCCGGAUUUCAAAGGAUUGUCCACAACAUAAUUGCAUUUUAAAUCACGGUGACCGCUAGAACGGACUGCAAGGUUUCCGCAUUAUGAAAGUGCGAUUCCAUACAUGCGUAAUAUAAACAAACACGAGUAGAAAUUUCGAAGCCCGUCCUAACUAAUUUCGCCAUGGCUGUUCUAUGGGCGGGUGGGUGCCUCCGCGGACGACGGCGGUAGGCCACAUGCGUCCGCGCCAUGUGGCGCGUGCUGCUGACCCUCGGGGCCGCGUGCGUCGCCGCGCGCGCCUCGCAGGACGUGGUGCGCAUCUUCUCCGAUCCGGUCAAAGCGCCAUCCUCUCUCUUCAAUCACCUGGUGGUGGACCGCAACACGGGUCGCGUGUACGUGGGCGCCGUCAACAGGAUCUACCAGCUGUCGCCCGACCUCGAGGUGGCCCAGCAGAUCGUCACCGGCCCGGUCAACGAUUCCGCCCAGUGCACCUUCGACUGCCCGCCUAGUUUCGUCAAGAAGCCGACGGACAAUGUGAACAAGGCGCUGGUCAUCGACUACGCGACCAGUCGCCUCAUAACGUGCGGCUCGGUGCUGCAAGGACUGUGCUCCGUGCGGAACCUGAACAAUAUAUCCCACGAUGUCCGGGAAGUGCGCGAACCGGUCGUGGCCAACAACGCCAGCGCGUCCACGGUCGCCUUCAUAGCGCCGGGACCGCCGAACCCGCCGAUGACGCAAGUGAUGUACGUAGGAGUGACUUUUACUGGGAAUUCGCCGUAUCGUUCCGAAGUGCCGACCGUCAGCAGCAGAUCCCUGGAGGACGACAGGCUCUUCGUGAUAGCUCGAACGGCGGUGACCACCGGGACUCGAAUGUUCGUCAAUUCGUUGUCGCGAGAACGUUAUCCUAUAGAUUACGUGUACGGUUUCAGCUCCGAUGGAUUUAGCUAUUUUCUAACGACUCAGCUGCGCGGCGUCGGCUCCGACACAUACUACAGCAAGCUGGUUCGUGUGUGUCACGACGAUGAGAAUUACUACUCGUACACCGAGAUACCCAUGUCGUGCGUGGGCGAGGGUGGAGGAAAUUACGGCUACAACCUAGUGCAGGCCGCAUUCGUCGGGAAGGCCGGAUCAGUGCUCGCCGGCGAACUGGGAAUAACCGCCCAACACGAUGUACUCUUUGCAGCUUUCAGUCAGAGCAAAGCCAUCAACACAAAUAUUCCAUCUAACCAUUCGGCCAUUUGCGUCUACUCCCUAAAAGCGAUACGUCGUAAGUUCAUGCAAAACAUUAAGACCUGCUUCAGCGGAAACGGCUCGCGUGGCCUAGAUUUCAUCUCGCCGUCGCACGCUUGUAUCGGAACGAAGUUGCAAACUAUAAGCGAAGAUUUUUGCGGACUAGAUGUGAACACUCCGCUAGGAGGCGAGCAACCAGUGGAAGCGGUACCCGUGGCUACCUUCCCGAAGAGGCUGACCGCCGUAGCGGCCACUGCGACCGGCGACUACACCGUUGUAUUUGCGGGGACGGCCGACGGUCAUCUCAAGAAGAUCGUCGUAGAGAGCGCCACGUCCGCCUUCGAGUACGGAGACAUCGUCGUCGACGACGGAUCUCCUGUCAAUAAAGAUUUAUUCUUUGAUACUCAAUUGAUGCAUUUAUAUGUGAUGACCGAAAGAAACGUUUCGAAAGUGAAGGUUCAAGAAUGUAGCGUGUACAAAUCGUGCCUGACUUGCUUGGGCGUGAAAGAUCCGUACUGCGGCUGGUGUUCCCUAGAAAAUAAAUGCAGCCUCCGAUCCGACUGUCAGGAGGCGGCGCAGGACCCGCUUUAUUGGAUAUCGUAUCGCAGCGGUCGGUGCACGACCAUCACACAAGUAACACCAAAUCAAUUACAACGAACAACAGCAAGAACGUUAGAUUUAGUCAUUGAAAAUUUACCGACUCUAAAUGCUCAGUUUAUGUGUGCGUUUACAGCGUUAGAUCGUACUCUCGUUAGUAAUGCGACCAGAAAACCGUAUGGUGUUAAUUGUACUACACCGCGUACCGAUACACUACCACCCAUUCCUGCCGGUCAGCAUCAUUUCACGGCUAAACUCUCAGUGCGCACUACCCAAGGUCCAGAUUUCGUCGCUACUAAUUUUACGUUUUUCGAUUGCAAUACGUACGGCUCGUGUACCCAAUGCGUCAGCUCUUCUUUUCCGUGCGACUGGUGCGUAGACGGGCACAGAUGUACUCACGAUACGGCGGAAAAUUGUAGGAACGAUAUACUCGUCACGGGGGUCAGUAGAAUAGGUCCCAGCUAUCGCUCCGGCCCGAGUUUCUGUCCGACAAUAAACUCGACAUCAGACGGCACCAACGAAAUAUUAGUUCCUUCCGGUGUAAAAAAAGCAAUAAAAGUUAAGGUCCACAUAAUCGGUCAAUUCAUUGUACAGACUAGAUUCGUAUGUCAGUUUAAUAUAGAGGGUCGGGUUACCCAUGUCAACGCUCAACUUCUCGCCGACACUAUUUAUUGCGAACACGUCGAGUUCACUUACACCUCCCGCGCUCCUAAUAUAACCGCGUCGUUCGCCGUAAUCUGGGGAGGGUCGAAGCCGCUAGAUAAUCCCGAUAAUACUCAUAUACUCAUUUAUAGAUGUAACGACAUGGCCGACAACUGCGGCAUGUGUCUAGCUCUUCCUGAGAAGUUCGGUUGCGGGUGGUGUCAGGGAUCGGAUCGGUGCGAAGUCCAGGAGCAAUGCGGGGCUCCGAGCGUCUGGCUCAACCGCACGCAGACGUGUCCUAAUCCCGAAAUCCACACGUUUAGACCUCAGCUAGGCCCGUGGGACGGCGGAACGAAUAUAACUAUCGAGGGUAUCAAUUUGGGUCGAAAUAUAUCUGAUAUUUACAACGGGGUCACCAUAGCCGGUAUAAAAUGUCAGCCCAUAAUCGAGUUGUACGUGAAAACGAGGCGCAUAGUCUGUACGGUGGACGGACCCGGGGAGGAGGUGCCCCGGGACGGACCCGUCGUGGUUCGCGUGGCCGACUACCGCGGGGAAUCUAAACAUCACUACGCGUUCGUCAAUCCGAAAAUAAAUUCUAUUCAACCGAAGUACGGACCCCAGUCGGGCGGCACUAAAUUGCGCAUCACGGGCGAGUAUUUAGACGCGGGAAGUAAUAUUCAAGCUUUCAUAGAUGAUUUGCCGUGCGCAAUUUUAUCGGUAUCGCACGAGGAAGCCAUAUGUAGGACCAGUCACUCGUAUCAAUUGAAAAUGGGCACAUUACGAAUGCGUUUCGAUAACGGUAUGCGAACGUUGGAGCGGGAAAAAUUCGAGUAUAUCGAGGAUCCGGUCGUGGUAUCCGUCGAGUCCGGUCCGCCGCUCGCGUCGAAACAACCGAAGGGCAUUCCGUCCGGCGGCAUAAGUAUCAGGGUGAUGGGGCGCAAUUUCCAUUCGAUUCAAUUCCCACAGAUUUACGUCUACCACGACAACAGACCGUACAUAGCGCCCUGCCACCGAGUAGACUAUCAGACUCAGCUCAUAUGCGAGUCUCCGGGGAUAGAGAGCGCCGGCCUAAACAUAGACCCGGAUAAACCGCUAGAAUUAGAGUACGGAUUCAAUAUGGACGACGUCCAGAGCGUGCAAAAUCUUACGACUAAGACCGGCGACGCUUUUCUGCUUUAUCCGGACCCAAUUUACGAGAAGUUCGACGAGGAUGUAAAGUAUUAUAAGUCUGAAUAUUUAACUAUAAACGGUCAAAAUUUGGAUAGAGCGAGCACGGACGUCGACGUAGAGGUGCGCGUCGGUGAAAGUCUGUGUAACAUUACGUCUAUCGCCAGGCAUCAGUUGACAUGUAGGCCCCCGUCUCGCGACGAGCUGCCCGACGGAGUCGACACGCCGGAGGUCGUCGUCAAAGUCGGCCGUGCUCUGACUUAUAAAAUAGGUAAAUUAUCGUAUUCGUCGCAGACCGGCUUGCAGGCGGCUAUAGGAAAGCCAGUAUUAUUCGGUGUCGUAGCUAGUAUCGUAAUACUCAUAUUAGUAUUUGUCAUAUUUUUAGUUAUGUAUAGGAGGAAGUCGACGGAGAAUAUUAGGGUUUUAAAAAAUAUGCAGGAGCAAAUGGAUAUUUUAGAGUUAAGAGUGGCCGCGGAAUGUAAGGAGGCCUUCGCGGAGUUACAGACUGAGAUGACAGAUCUGACGGGUGACGUCACAGGCGGUAUACCGUUCCUCGAUUAUCGUACGUACGCUAUGAAAAUAUUGUUUCCUAAUAUAGACGAUCACGCCGUACUCCAGUGGGAGAGGCCCGAGCUUAUGAGAAAAGAAAAAGGUCUCAGAAUGUUCGGACAGUUAAUUAUGAAUAAAACAUUCCUUUUAUUAUUUAUUCGUACUUUAGAAAGUAAUAGAUAUUUUUCGAUGAGAGAUCGCGUUAACGUAGCUUCCCUAAUUAUGGUCACGCUCCAGAGUAAAAUGGAGUAUUGCACUGACGUUUUAAAGACUCUCCUAGCGGAACUGAUCGAAAAAUGCAUGGAAAGUAAAAGUCAUCCCAAAUUACUGCUCAGGCGCACCGAGAGUGUCGCAGAGAAAAUGUUGAGCGCGUGGUUUACUUUCCUAUUAUAUAAAUUUCUUAGAGAGUGCGCCGGCGAACCGCUCUAUCUUUUGUUUAGGUCGAUGAAAGGUCAGGUAGACAAAGGACCGGUGGACGUUAUCACCUCCGAGGCGCGGUACUCUUUGAGCGAAGAAAAACUCAUUAGGCAGUCGAUUGAUUUCAAACCGAUGACCGUAAGCGUGUCGAUAUCGCAGCAGACGAUCUUCGUUAGUGGCUUAGACGCCACGACGGAGAACGUUCACGUUAAAGUUCUCGACUGCGAUACGAUAAGUCAAGUCAAAGAAAAAUGUUUGGACGCAAUCUAUCGCGCUACGCCGUACUCUCAGCGACCGAGUCGGGACGAAUUAGAUUUGGAAUGGCGUACGGGCGCCUGCGGUCGAUUAAUUUUGUACGACGAAGACACGACGACUAAAUGCGAGGGCGAGUGGCGCAAACUUAACACCCUCAAUCAUUAUCGCGUCCCCGACGGCGCAUGCUUGAGUCUAGUCGCUAAACAGAGCUCGGUUUAUAAUCUGUCGAAUAUGGAGAAAAACGACAAGUCGCACACUUACGAAACGCUCAAUAGAGGCAAAUACGGCUCCGCCAGUCCCCCGGCUAGUCCACUCAAAUACGAGCACGGCUUCAAAUAUUGGCAUCUGGUUAGGCAUCACGACGGGGAUGCGCACAAGGAGGGGGAGCGGGGAAACAAGAUGGUAUCCGAAAUAUAUUUAACGCGCCUGCUAGCCACCAAAGGAACAUUGCAAAAGUUCGUCGACGACUUAUUCGAGACUAUUUUCAGCACCGCGCACCGGGGCUCCGCGCUUCCCCUCGCCAUAAAAUAUAUGUUCGAUUUCCUCGACGAUCAGGCAUUGCAGCACGCGAUCUCCGACCCCGAGGUAGUGCACACGUGGAAGAGCAAUUCGUUACCCUUGCGCUUCUGGGUUAAUCUAAUUAAAAAUCCCAACUUCGUUUUCGACGUUCACAAAUCUAACACCGUCGACUCGUGCCUGUCGGUGAUCGCGCAAACUUUCAUGGACUCGUGCUCCACUUCCGACCACAUUCUGGGCAAAGAUUCGCCCUCGUCGAAGCUCCUAUACGCUAAAGACAUACCGGUGUACAAGGAAUGGGUGGAGCGCUACUACGCGGACAUCAAGCUGAUGCCCGCCAUAUCCGACCAGGACAUGAACGCGAUGCUUGCGGAGGAGUCGCGGCUCCACACGAAGGAGUUCAACACGAACUGCGCGCUCAACGAGCUGUACGCGUACGCGGUCAAGUACAACGAGCAGCUCAUGGUGACGCUCGAGGAGGACGAGUUCUCGCAGAAGCAGCGCCUGGCCUUCCGCCUCGAGCAGGUGCACGGCCUCAUGGCGCACGACUAUAACGUGUAGAGUGUAGCGCGAGGCCGUCCCGCCCCACCGCCCACCGCCCUGUAUAUACUGCCCCCGCACAUAUCUACGCUGGAAACUAUUGUAUAUAUUAGAUAGUGUACAGUCUUUAAUAUUGUAAUUUUUGUAUAAUUUCAGCGGUCCGAUGUCGUUUUUUAAUUUUAUAUAAUGAACUUUGUAUUGAUUUUACACGACGAACCCGGCCGGCCGCGGUCGUGCCACAGUGUGCAUCGUAAACUAAAAAAUUGUGUAUGUAUGUCUAUGUGUGCUCGCGUCGUACGAGUUAAUGUUACGUCGAUCGGUGUAAAAUGUGUGUCGCAAAUGAAAUCGCAUGUGAGCGCGCCGGCGAGCGACGGCUCGCUCGCCGACGGGCGGACUUUUAAAUUUGUACUCGCAAUCUACUUAACGAAAUAACCGACAGUGAACCGGUGAACGAUUCCAUUAAUAAAUAUCGUCGAAUGUA
Aricia agestis (brown argus) is the source of this 6646-nucleotide messenger RNA. It is a transcript of the gene PlexA, whose product is annotated as plexin A3. NCBI's taxonomy places the organism in Eukaryota, Metazoa, Arthropoda, Insecta, Lepidoptera, Lycaenidae. The transcript is spliced from 3 exons. Gene Ontology annotation, biological process: negative regulation of cell adhesion; regulation of cell migration; semaphorin-plexin signaling pathway involved in axon guidance. Gene Ontology annotation, cellular component: semaphorin receptor complex. The record is from RefSeq and is a predicted model, not a curated record. Gene Ontology annotation, molecular function: protein binding; semaphorin receptor activity. Bases 502 to 6186 code for a protein of 1894 amino acids.